Molecule: messenger RNA, 2750 nt
Organism: Syngnathoides biaculeatus (alligator pipefish)
Lineage: Eukaryota; Metazoa; Chordata; Actinopteri; Syngnathiformes; Syngnathidae
Product: actin filament-associated protein 1-like 1
Exons: 19
Coding region: 139-2463 (774 amino acids)
Cellular component (GO): cytosol
Molecular function (GO): SH3 domain binding
Source: RefSeq, a predicted model, not a curated record
GUGGGCGGGGGUCAGUGUGCUCGGCCGCGGCCACUCUGAGGCUCACUCGCGGCGGUCCCCCUCCCCGGAGACGCCGACGCACCCAGGGACGCUUUUGAAUGAAGCGGCGGAAGUGGAGAACAGGACAUUUUUCACGACAUGGACCCCGGCCGCCACAGCGAGGCGAUGGAGCGACUGGUCAGCGAACUGGCGGCCCUGCUGAAGAUGCUGGACGACGAACGGGUCAGCGCUGCCACCGCCCACAAGAUGGCGUCGGUGCGGAGCAUCCUGGACACAAUGCAGGUGUCAGGCGGAUGCCCAGACGUGUACGUGAACAGCCGUUUCUACGGCAACGGCACCAGUUUUGUGGAGUCUCUGUUCGACCACUUUGAUUGCGAUCUCCACGCGCUCAGUACCUCUCCCGUCCAGCAGAGGGAGGAAGCAGAGGAGACGCCGGCCGCCAAGUCUUCUUCCACGGGUUCGCCAGCGGAUACGCCGCCUCCUCUGCCUGCCGCGCCCCUCCCGGAGGACUACUACGAGGAGGCCGUCCCGAUGGACCCGGGCUCCGCCCCCCAGUACUGCCCCGCCGACAUGGAUGCAGCUUGCAGGAACUCUGAGGAAGACGCCUACUACGAAGAUGCAGAUGAAAACUACCCCACCACCAGGAUCAACGGGCCUCCCAAAAACUCCUAUAACGACUCGGAUGCAGUGAGCAGCUCCUACGAGUCGUACGAGGAAGAGGACGAAGAGGCCAAAGCGCAGAGUCCCCCGCAGAAGUGGACCGACGCCGACGGGAGUCCCGGCGCCCCGGUCCAGGACUGCCGCAUUUGCGCCUUUCUGCCGCGCAAGAAGCGAUUCGGGCAGUGGGCCAAGCAGCUCGUGGUCGUCCGAGACAACAAACUGCAGUGUUACAAGAGCAUCAAGGAGCGCACGCCCCACACGGAACUUCCGCUCAGCCAGUGCAGCGUCCUCUACGUCAACAAGGACGGACGCAAGAAGAAGAGACACGAGCUGCGCUUCUCCAUGCCCGCCGGAGAGGUUCUGGUUCUGGCUGUGCAGAGCAGGGAGCAGGCCCAGCGAUGGAUCAAGGUGGCGCAAGACGUCGGCAGCCAUUGCGGCAACAUGGACGCCCUCAACGCGUCGACUUCUCCUGUCGUCCAGAGGAAGAUGGAACUUGACAAGAUGCUGCAGACGUCGGACUCGGACAGCGGGCCCGCCGCUGGGUCGCAGUCGUCCACGGGUGGACCUGGACCAGGACCGGGACGGGAGGCUGGUGACACACUCAGCCGGGGAAAGCGCGGCAGCACCUUGUCGGACCUAACGGGGUCCAUGAGCCGCGCGGCGGGAAAGACCAUCAAUCAAAUCAUCACCUUCUCCAAACGCAAGCCUUCCGUCGCGGGAGAGCCCGCUCCCUCCGGUCGCCAUGACAACCCUGGCUGCGGUUAUCUGAGCGUAUGCGUGGGAGGAGUUUGGAAGGAGCGCUGGUGCACGGUGCGAGGAGGAAUUCUGAAUCUUCAGAGGGACCCGGGCGACCGGCGGGUCCCCGUCAUGGCCGUCCCCCUGCGGGGGGCCGAGGUGAUGCCCGGGGGCCUCGGCCCCAAGCGUCCCUUCUGCUUCCGCAUCCUGCAGGGAGGGGUGGAGCUAGCGGCCUUGGAGGCCAGCGGCUCGGAGAGUCUCGGCCGCUGGCUGGGCGUCCUGCUGGCUGAGACGGGCAGCGGCGCGUCCCCCGAAGAGCUCCACUACGACUACAUCGACGUGGACACGCUGACGGACAUCCGCCACGCCGCCAGACACUCCUUCCUGUGGGCUGCCGCCAACUCCUCCCUCGGGGGCGGCGCCACGUACGAUGAGGUCUACGAAAGUGUGGCGGAUGAAGAGGACGAGGUGGUCAGCGGCGUCCAAGUGAGACGCCGCGCCUCCUUUUCCAGCCGGGACUCGGAUAGGACAGAGCAGCAGGCUGCCAUCAAGAGACACGCCUCCAACAUCAACCAAUACGGUCGCUAUGGGAAACUGCGCGCCGAGGACGACGCCAGGCGGUACCUGACGGAGCAGGCGGCGUUGGAGAGGCGGAAGGACGACCUGAGACGGGCCCUCAACGCCUUGCGGGCCGAAAGGAAAACCUUGAAGGAGUCGAAGGACAAUCCUGGCGCAGAUGCCGGUGUAGAUCGCUGUCUGGUCCAGUUGGAGGCGCUGUGCAGGCAGAAGGAGGAGGAGCGGGUGGAGCUCGAGCUGAAGCUGACGCAAGUCAAAGAAAACCUCAGCAAGUCGCUGGCCAGGGGCGCCGUGGUGGCCCCGGCCACUAAUGCGUCGCCCACCACCAAGAAGCGCGGCGACGAGGCAAAAAAAGUUUCCAACAAAAACGAUGUCGUCGUUCCCGUCAAUUCGGCUUCGGAACUCCGAAAACGACCGCCCUCUCUCUACGCCUCCUCCAAGGGCAACGUCAUGCAGAAGGCCAAGGAGUGGGAAUCCAAAACGUGCACGUAAACGCACAAGCUGGAGAAACGAGGAUGACACCCAAAGGAACGCGCGGACGUCGUGAGCACGAGCGAGCGGCGGCGGCGACGACAACGGCAGGAUAGGUAAGCAGAGGCCCUGCCCCUCAUCUCGCCUGGAAAUCAUUGAGAAAUAUGAACGUGAACAUGAACAACGACCCAGCCCCACCCCAUCCCCCCCGGCUUCUGAUUGGAUGACUUUUAGCAACUAAAUUAUUAUUAUUUUGUGUAUUAUACUUUUGCACUUUAUGUAAUUGAACUAAAAAAAGACUUCAUCAA